CAAUUCCCAGCUCAGGCCCAAAAGAAAGAAAAGAAAAGAAAGAAGGUAACAAAAGAUAUAUAAAAGAGUAAAAUUAGAAACCGGAGAAAUAGGAGGAGAUCAAGAAACCCUUUUUGAAUCUCUUCUCGCAUGCAACAAACCCCAAAAUCACAAAUCUAAAUGGCCGAUAAGAAGAAGAAGGUGUGGUUUUGGGGAGAUAAUGACGGCGGAGGAGGAACUGGGAAGGAGGCUGAAGAUGACAUGGCUGGCCAUCUGUCUCGAGACGAGACAAUGAGCCAAUACAGCCAUAGCAAAGGCCUUCUUCCUUCUCUCGGAGCCACCGGUCGUUCUUCCCGCGACGUUAAUCUCCGUCGCUUUAUCAUAGCUCCUUUCGAUCCUCGCUACAGAACAUGGGAGACGUUUUUGGUGUUUUUGGUGCUCUACACAGCCUGGGCGUCGCCUUUUGAAUUCGGUUUCUUGCAAAGGCCAAGGGCACCUCUGAGCAUCCUCGACAACGUCGUCAACGGAUUCUUUGCCAUCGAUAUAAUCCUGACAUUCUUCGUUGCCUUUCUAGACAAGGCAACGUACCUCCUCAUCGAUGAUCCAAAGAGAAUCGCUUGGAGAUACGUGUCCACUUGGUUUGCUUUCGACGUCAUAUCCACGUUCCCUUACGAGAGCUUCGCUAGCUUGCUUCACGGGAGUAUCCAAGGGUAUGGAAUUUUCAGCAUGCUGCGUCUGUGGCGUCUUCGGAGAGUCAGCAACUGUUUCGCCAGGUUGGAGAAAGAUAGGAGGUAUAGCUACUUCUGGGUUCGAUCCACCAAGCUUCUCCUCUGUACUCUUUUUGUGAUUCAUUGCGGUGCUUGCUUCCUCUAUUCCAUUGCUUCCCAUUAUCCUGACCCUUCCAAGACGUUCAUGGCGUUAACCGACGAAAACUGGAAACAGUCUCCUCUAUCUGUGCAGUAUAUCACGGCCAUGUACUGGUCCAUUACUACUUUCUCAACAACCGGUUAUGGUGAUAUACAUGGUGUUAAUUCAAACGAGAUGACUUUCAUUCUUUUCUACAUGGUCUUUAACCUUGGAUUGUCAGCUUAUAUUAUUGGUAACAUGACCAACUUGGUGGUUCACGUCACCAGUCGCACUAGAAAAUUUAGAGAUACCAUCCAAGCCGCGUCGGGGUUUGGUCAGAGAAACAAUCUACCAGUGCGGUUGCAAGAUCAGAUGGUAGCUCAUUUGUGUUUGAGGUACAGAACCGAUUCAGAAGGCUUACAGCAGCAAGAGAUCAUCGAUUCACUCCCCAAAGCUAUACGCUCCAGCAUAUCGCAUUAUCUGUUUUAUGAAGUUGUUGACAACAUUUAUUUGUUCCAUGGAAUAUCCAACGAUCUUCUUUUCCAGUUGGUCACGGAAAUGAAAGCAGAGUAUUUUCCUCCAAAAGAAGAUGUGAUUUUGCAGAACGAAGCACCAACAGACUUUUACAUAUUGGUGACUGGGGCUGUUGAAAUAAUUGCACGUGUAAAUGGAGUAGAGCAGGUAGUUAAUGAAGCACAGGGAGGAAAUGUUUUUGGCGAAGUUGGGGUGCUUUGUUACAGACCGCAGCUGUUUACAGUUCGUACCAAGCGAUUGACUCAGUUGCUUCGUCUGAACCGUACGACACUCUUGAAUCUUGUUCAGGCAAACGUAGGAGAUGGAGCAAUUAUCAUGAAUAAUCUUCUUCAGCAUUUAAAAGAGUCGGAAGAUCCAGUGAUGAAAGGCAUUUUGGCUGAUACAGAACACAUGUUGGCUCAAGGAAAAAUGGAUUUACCUCUCAGUUUGUGUUUUGCUGCAGCCAGAGGAGACGAUUUACUGCUGCAUCAGUUACUAAGGCGAGGCUCAAACCCUAGUGAAAUGGACAAGGAUGGGCGAACUGCCCUGCAUAUAGCAGCAUCAAGAGGAAGCCAUUACUGUGUCGUUUUACUCCUGGAACAUGGAGCAGAUCCUAACAUUAGAGAUUCAGAAGGCAAUGUGCCCUUGUGGGAAGCAAUCAUAGGGGGGCAUGGCGGGAUUGCAAAGCUCCUUGCGGAAAACGGGGCAAAGCUAAGCCUAGACUCAGUGAGCUACUACUCGUGCUUAGCCGUGGAAAAGCACAGCUUGGAAGCACUCAAAGACAUCAUCAGAUACGGCGGUGACAUCACGCUCCCUGACGGAAACGGAACCACGGCCUUACACAGAGCAGUCUCAGAAGGACACGUGGAGAUUGUGAAGUUCUUGUUAGACGAAGGUGCCGAUUUGGACAUGCCAGAUUCUUACGGUUGGACGCCACGAGGUCUUGCCGAGCAUCAAGGGCACGAAGACAUCAAAACGUUGUUUCAUAACCACAGGCCGGUGGAGAAGAAACCGGUGUGUACCCCUGGAAGACCUGAGUUUCCUGUUACGGGAAAACCGUUGGUGAAGCAUAGCAGUGAGCCUACACUGCCACAUUCAGGAGAAGUAGUACCUCUUGUCCAAGAGGGAGGCCAGCUUGUGGUUUCUCAGAGACGGAAACUCAGUAACUUCAGAAACUCUCUCUUUGGAUUCAUUUCGGCUGCAAAUACUGGUGAUGAUGGAGGAGAAACUACAAGAAGCUCAGUAGGAGGAGGUGCAUUUUAUCCUCCUAGAGUCACGAUUAGGUCGCUGGAAAACGGUGAAACUGGUGGCAAAGUGGUAAUAUUACCGAGUUCUAUGGAAGAACUAUUGAAAGUGGGUGAACAAAAGAUGGGUUUCGUCCCAACCAAAGUACUUACGAGGGAAGGAGCAGAAAUCGACGACAUCAGUCUUGUAAGAGAUGGUGAUUGUCUCAUUCUUGCAAGAGAUCCUUGAUGCACAUGCAACUAAUUCUCUUUUUUAACUAAAAAGACUGAUUUUGUCAAGCUGAGUGUAAUUUAUAGUAUUGAUAUGAUGGAAAUAUGAGUGCAUAACCCAACCAACUCUUUAUUCGUUUGGGAUUUUGAAUUUGUUGCUCUGUAUAUAUUUAAUUGUUGCCUACUAACUCUGUUUCAUAAUAUAAUAAAAAACUAGGUGAUAAUCCACACC
Raphanus sativus (radish) is the source of this 3024-nucleotide messenger RNA. Its product is annotated as potassium channel AKT6. Gene Ontology annotation, molecular function: protein binding; voltage-gated potassium channel activity. The record is from RefSeq and is a predicted model, not a curated record. The transcript is spliced from 10 exons. Gene Ontology annotation, biological process: potassium ion transport; transmembrane transport. Gene Ontology annotation, cellular component: membrane. NCBI's taxonomy places the organism in Eukaryota, Viridiplantae, Streptophyta, Magnoliopsida, Brassicales, Brassicaceae. The coding region runs from base 160 to 2811 and encodes 883 amino acids.